Messenger RNA from Anastrepha ludens (Mexican fruit fly), 2926 nucleotides. RefSeq names its product UDP-glucuronic acid decarboxylase 1 (gene Uxs). Gene Ontology annotation, biological process: D-xylose metabolic process. The record is from RefSeq and is a predicted model, not a curated record. Gene Ontology annotation, cellular component: cytoplasm. The transcript is spliced from 4 exons. Gene Ontology annotation, molecular function: UDP-glucuronate decarboxylase activity; NAD+ binding. Bases 296 to 1669 code for a protein of 457 amino acids. Lineage: Eukaryota; Metazoa; Arthropoda; Insecta; Diptera; Tephritidae.
GUUUACUGAAAUAUUAAAAACAGCUGUUCAAAGAAAAAUAAUACAGAUAUGUGCAAGUAACGUAAAUCUAUUAAAAUAUGUGCAUAUAUAUAAACAUUUUGUACCAGGAGAAAUAUAAUUAUCGCGCAUAUAGUCGAAAAAUGGUAGAGGUGUAAUGAUACAUUUUUUUCAACGCACUAGUAUUGCGCCGGCUAUUAAAUAGCAAAUGUGUAAGGCGUCUGCAUCCAGCUUAAUUCGAGACGGAUAUUAAUCUUAAAUUCUCUGUUAUAUAAAAUUUCUCAAUAAAUUAUUGAAAAUGCCUCUUAUGUCUCCCGCCAAAAAGAAAAUUAAAAUCAUCGCACUCAUUUCGAUCUCUCUUAUAUUACUCGUCAUUCUUUAUCGGUCGUUAACAACUAUUGUUUCUGGUGGGAGUCAACCAAUUUCAAACUCCGUAAACUAUGAUUUGCCACUCGCGGGCUCAAGUUUUAGUGAAGAUGUAGAAAAAGAUACUUCUAGGGUGCCAACACAUACACAAACGCAGCUCCUGCACCAGCUUGCACAUGCAAAAGCUCAACUUGCAAUUUUGGAAGAUCGAAUACGUACUUUGGAAUCAAGUACACCUCGUAAAUAUCCACAGGUUAAAUAUUUAAAUUACAAAAACCGGAAGCGUAUUCUAAUCUCAGGCGGAGCCGGCUUUGUGGGCUCACAUCUUGUGGACACCUUAAUGGUGCAGGGUCAUGAAGUCAUCGUAGUUGACAACUUUUUCACAGGUCGUAAACGCAAUGUAGAGCAUUGGUUGGGUCAUGAAAAUUUUGAAUUAAUUCAUCACGAUAUUGUUAAUCCACUGUUCAUAGAAGUAGAUGAAAUUUACCACCUCGCAUCACCUGCCUCACCUCCGCAUUAUAUGUACAAUCCGGUGAAGACAAUUAAAACGAAUACCAUGGGUACUAUCAAUAUGUUAGGACUAGCCAAGCGAGUUAUGGCGAAAGUACUUAUAGCUAGUACAUCUGAAGUAUACGGUGACCCAACUGUACACCCACAACCAGAAACAUACUGGGGUCAUGUAAAUCCUAUUGGACCACGAGCUUGUUAUGAUGAAGGCAAACGCGUCUCGGAGACACUCAGCUAUGCUUAUGCGAAACAGGAAAAUGUGAAAGUACGCGUAGCACGGAUAUUUAAUACAUACGGUCCCCGGAUGCAUAUGAACGACGGUCGUGUUGUUUCAAAUUUUAUACUCCAAGCACUGCGUAAUGAAACUAUUACUGUUUAUGGCAAUGGCAAGCAAACUCGAUCCUUUCAGUACGUCUCUGACCUAGUGGAUGGAUUAAUUUCCUUAAUGGCUUCCAACUAUAGUCAGCCUGUCAAUUUGGGUAAUCCAGUGGAGCAUACAAUCGAAGAGUUUGCGUGGAUCAUCAAAAAAUUGGUGGGGGGUAAAAGUGAAGUAAAACAAACAGAUGCGGUUGAAGAUGAUCCACAGAGGCGCAAACCAGAUAUAACGCGAGCAAAGAAGUUUCUCAAUUGGGAACCGAAAGUUCCUUUACAGGUUGGACUAUAUCGCACGAUCGAUUAUUUCCGACGUGAGUUAGAAAGAUCUGACCGAUUUCAAAAAGACUCUAGGAAAUAUUUUGAUUUUCCUGACAUAGAACGUAGCCAACAGAGCAGGCAGAAUUUUGUACAAGAAAAUAAUUAGUGUAGUUCGACCAGAAAGGAGUAAAGUCAGAUUCGAAAAUUAAGUUAUAUAUUAAAGCUGAAAUUUCAAAUAUUAAAGAGAAAGGAUUGAUGAGCAGUAAAUAAAUAGUGUAAAUAAAUGAAGUCAUAAAUCUAAUUAAGUAAUUUGAUAUAGAGAUAAAAAAAUUAAAAAAAUUUUAAGAAUUACAGAAAUUAUAAUAAUAUUAUAAACUUAUGGAUUGUAGCAACAAAAACGGUGAUUCCAACGAUUCCGCUCUAACUUAGUUAAACAAUAGUCUCAAACUCCCCAAGAAUUAAAGAUUAGUAAGAUUAGUAGGAAACUAUUUGGAACCAUUGGGGGAAGGGUUAAUUAUAUCUAUACUAAUUUCAUCGCUGAAAUAAAGCGAAAAAACGUUGAGAAUUUCAAAUUAGUUAUUUAGCCUAUUUCUCACCAAUAAUACUUUUUGUAUUAAAUAUAUACAUCUAAAGCACCUGCUCGUAAAAAGAAAGAAGGAGAUGUAUCCAAAUCUAUCUCCAAUAAUAAUUAUCUAUCCAAUAAUAACUAGAUGGGAACUAUAAUGAAAGCUGCAAAAUACCAUAUUUUUUUGCACACUUUUGUGAAAAAAAUGAAUUGGACGGGUUCGAUGAAAAUUAUUCCGAAGCAAUUAAAGAAUCAAAGAAAUAAUUUAGAAAUUUUCAUUUAUUUAUUAUAAAUAUAAAUAAUCAUAUUAAAAAAUCAAACCAACUAGCAGCAGAGGCUACCGGCCUGAAAUUUAAAUUUAAAGAAUAAAUUUUCAGUGCAUACAUCUUGCCAUAACUAAGUUUGAGAGCCGUGGCUUAACAUUAAUGGAAAGCCUAACUAGUCUACAAUCUAUUCGUGAAGCAAUUACGAAGUUGGAUAAUCAAAUCUAAUAAUAAUACUCUAAUAAAAUGGAAUUAAUACUCGUAUUGCUGCUAAAUGCUAAAACCGACAGGUGAUACUUUUUUUAACAAACUUUCUCCUAUUAAACUUACUAAUUUUUUAAAUAUUAAAUUUUUGUGUGAUUUGAGCGCAUAUUUUCAGUAUAAGGGAUUUUUUGAAAAAAACGUACGUCUUUUUGUUUGGAAAUCUAAAAACACGCUAUAGAGAAGACACAAUAGAAGACUAAAGCCAUUUGGGAGUAUUUUAUUUAUUUUGUUAUUGCCUUAAUUGAAUUAAUAUUGUUUUUUAUGUAUACAUAUGUAUUUUUGAUUUUUGAUUUGAUUUUUUACUUUAAUAAUAAACACAGCUUAACAAUGA